Molecule: messenger RNA, 1978 nt
Organism: Topomyia yanbarensis
Lineage: Eukaryota; Metazoa; Arthropoda; Insecta; Diptera; Culicidae
Product: matrix metalloproteinase-2-like
Exons: 8
Coding region: 160-1929 (589 amino acids)
Biological process (GO): extracellular matrix organization; proteolysis; collagen catabolic process
Cellular component (GO): extracellular matrix
Molecular function (GO): metalloendopeptidase activity; zinc ion binding
Source: RefSeq, a predicted model, not a curated record
CGACCGACGGGAGAAAGAGAAUUAAUAAUUAUUUUCUAUGCUCUCGGCGAUGGGUGGUAAUUAGCAUUUGAGCGAACGAAGCUCGUCUUAGUUCGAUUGUGCUUCUGGUGGGAAAAAGACUCCUCUGGUUCUGUUCCCAUUUGAUAAAGGUGAAAUGCAAUGGCGCCAAAAUUGUUUGUGAAUGACACUCGCCGGCUGCGUCGAGUGGGAACCGUCAUUGUGUUUGUACUAAUUAGUUACACUCCGAGAAGAUUUCUGGGGGCACCGGUGUGGGAUCACGUUGAUAUUGUUACGUCCAGUCAGGUUCCCACGAAAGCUAUGUUUGACUUCAUGCGUCGAUUCGGCUACCUGGAGAAGGGUCCCAAUCAAGCCGAAGCGUUGUACAGUGAGGAGGCGGUGGUCGAGGCGAUCAAGAACAUUCAGCACUAUGGGGCACUGCCGGAAACGGGUCAGCUGGAUCAAAGAACUAUCCAGUUAAUGUCAUCGCCUCGCUGUGGAGUAGUGGACCUCGGGCACCAUCAGGAAAACUCGAUCCGUCAUAGACGGUACGUGAUUGGCUCCGAGAGCUGGCGCAAAAGGAAAAUUACCUACUUCAUUGCCAACUGGAGUAGCAAAGUAGGCGAGGACUCGGUUGCCCUGUUCAUGGAGAGAGCAUUUGGCGAGUGGGCCAAAUACAGCAAUCUGCGAUUCGUUCGAGUGUAUGAUCCUUCAGCGGACAUCAUAGUAGGCUUUGGAAGUGGCCACCACGGGGACAACUACCCGUUUGACGGACCAGGGAACAUCUUGGCCCACGCUUUCUAUCCGUACGAGAUGAAUGCUUACGGUGGUGACAUCCAUUUCGACGAGGACGAAAACUGGAAGGAGAAUUCUACUCAUCUAGCGGAUGGUGUCGAUUUUUACUCGGUUGCCAUCCACGAAUUAGGUCACUCGUUGGGCCUGGCACAUUCCCCGGUGUAUUCCUCGCUGAUGUUUCCCUACUACAAAGGAAUCACCCAAGGUUCGCUGGAUUACGAUGAUAUACUAGCGAUGUACAAACUGUACAUUCAGAAUCCCUACAUUACCGAGGAACCCCAUCUCCCACCGAACACAACAAGCGACGAUGACGAGUACGAAUACGAAGAACCCACGGAGCGAACACCGGAUGAACCGGCUUCGAAGCUUCCGGAUUUCGUCACCGAAGCUACGACUACAACCGUCGAGAUGGAAGUAACGACGAAGCUGUACGAUCUACCGAUCACCUUCGUUGGAGAUUAUACGACCGUCGAUGAUCACAUCACGCGACACCAUGGAGGCGACGUUACGGAGAUCGUUCCGCAGUUUACGGAGGCUAUCGCCGAUGUUUGCGCCGGUAGCUUCGAUGCGGUUGGAGUACUCCGCGGAGAAGUGUUCAUUUUUAAGGGGGCCCACCUAUGGCGGUUGACGGAUAAGUAUCGCGUGAAGGAGGGCUAUCCGGUGAAGAUUUGGCAGGUGUUCCGGGGUUUUCCGAGAAACGUCCAGCAGAUCGAUGCGGUGUACGAGCGGGAGUUCGAUAACAGUGUGGUUCUGUUUUCCGGCAAACUGUACUGGAUCUUCGACGGGUUGAACUUCCUUCAUCCGGAAGCUCGUCCGAUCACGGAUUACGGCCUACCGGAUAGCUUGCAGAAAGUGGACGCCGCAAUGGUUUGGUCCAAAAACCAGAAAACCUACAUUUUUGCCGGUGACCAAUUCUGGCGGUACAACGACACGGCCGAGCAGGCGGACGAAGGUUACCCAAUGUCGAUGGACCGAUGGUACGGCAUACCGACCAAUCUGGACGCGGCCACUUCGGUUGCUAGUGGUAAAACGUACUUUUUCAAAGGUAACUACUACUGGUUGUAUAACAAUGACCGGGUUCGCCCGGAAAGGGGCUAUCCGCGGAGGGCGAGCAACAUUUGGCUUGGGUGUCGUUAGAAAUAUGCUUUAUAACGAUAGAUUAAAUGCACUGCCAGUUUGAAACAAA